Molecule: messenger RNA, 1665 nt
Organism: Caretta caretta (loggerhead turtle)
Lineage: Eukaryota; Metazoa; Chordata; Testudines; Cheloniidae
Gene: DTNBP1
Product: dystrobrevin binding protein 1
Biological process (GO): negative regulation of protein kinase activity; neuron projection development; platelet dense granule organization
Cellular component (GO): BLOC-1 complex; synaptic vesicle membrane; neuron projection
Source: RefSeq, a predicted model, not a curated record
GUGAGUGAGGGGCGGCAGGGAGGAGGCGCGCGCGCGCGGAGGUGGGGCGGCCGGCCGGCCGGCGGGGGAAAGAUGUUUGAGACUCUGCGCGAGCGGCUGCUGAGCGUGCAGCAGGACCUCACCUCGGGGUUGAAGACUUUGGGUGACAAAUCAAGAGAAGCAAAAAUAAGCAAGCAGAGGGCUGUUCAGUAUUUGCCAAAGUUUUCUGCUGGAUUGGAAUUGCUCAGCAGGUAUGAAGACACUUGGGCAGCCCUUCACAAAGGAGCUAAGGAAUGUGCAAAAGCUGGAGAGCUAGUGGAUAGCGAAGUUGUGAUGCUUUCUGCACACUGGGAGAAGAAGAGGAGUAGUCUAAUAGAGCUGCAGGAACAACUUCAGCAAAUUCCAGGGUUUUUAGGAGAUCUGGAGUCCAUGACAGCAAAUCUGGCCCAGCUAGAGGUGAACUUUAAGGAAAUGGAAAAUCAUCUGUUGCUGCUUGAAGACCUAUGUGGACAGUGUGAGUUGGAAAGGUACAAACAUAUGCAGACACUACAGCUGGAAAACUACAGGAAAACAAAAAGGAAAGAACUUGAAACCUUCAAAGCUGAGCUAGAUGCUGAGCAUGCCCAGAAGGUUUUGGAUAUGGAGCAUACCCAGCAGAUGAAGCUAAAGGAGCGUCAGAAGUUCUUUGAAGAAGCCUUCCAGCAGGAUAUGGAGCAAUACCUUUCUACAGGAUACCUGCAGAUAGCGGAGAGAAGAGAGCCAAUAGGAAGUAUGUCUUCCAUGGAGGUGAAUGUGGACAUGCUAGAACAGAUGGACCUGAUGGACAUGUCUGACCAAGAAGCACUGGAUGUCUUCUUGAACUCAGGAGGAGAGGACGAUAGCAUACUAUCUCCCAUGUUGGGGCCUGAAUCCAAAACCUGUCAGAAUGAAAUAAGCCUUCAGGUUCCAAGACAGUCUGAAUUAAGGCAAAAAUUGUCUUCAUCAUCAUCAAUCUGGACUGACUCUGCCAGCCAGGAUACCAGUGAAGUAGGAGAGUCUCCUGUUAUCCAGUCUGAUGAGGAGGAAGUUCAAGUGGAUACUGCCCUUGCUGCUGUAAAUAGUGAAAGAAAAGGUACUUCAGACGUCAGUGAUGAAAGUGACUCUCAGACUGUUUGAAUCCUAGCACCAUAUCCUCUAAGAAUGUUUGACUUUUACAUGAACAAAGCACUCCACCCAUGGUGUAGAAAUUAGUUAACUAAUCAUGAAAGCCAGAUCAUUAUUAGUCUAUAAUAUUGCCAGUCGUGGAUAUUUUUUUUAAUUGCCUAAACCACUCACUUUAUUAAAGUUUUGAGGGUUUUUGGAGCAGUCAAGCUUUGUAUAUACUGUGUAUAGAACUAACAGGGAGAUUGCAUACUUUGACUAAUCUUUAAAUUCCUUAACACUGAUCUCACAAUGUUCCUUAUCUGCAUGUUUGAGCUAUGUAGCUGAAUAUAGAAGAUUCACCUUACAUACUGCCUAAAACAUUGAUGCGGCAGCAUCCGCACCCCCACUGUUUUGAAUUUAUUGAGGAUAACUUUAGCUACAAAUGAAAUAAAUACUUACCAAGGGAUGGGAGUUGCACAUUGAAAUCUUACCCUUCUGCUGGAGCAGCCAUCUUAGCAUUGUUAUAAGCAUGCUCCUUUUUUUAAAUAAAGUAUUUCUAUCCCA